AUGGCUGAUGACACACUCACUGUUGCAGCAUCGACCACUGCGUUGAAUUCUGUUGUCACCGUUGUUACAUGGGACAUGGUUCGAGAAGCUUCUGCAUCAGCCAGCACAUUCGUCAACAUCAUUCACCACCUAGAGGAUGGAUUUCCUGGACAUUGCAGAGAGCUAUCUACUGAUUUGCGUCCCUAUCAUCGCUUUGCAGUCAGUCUGUGUGUGGUAGAUGGUGUGUUACUUAUGGGUCAACGCGUGGUUAUCCCACCUGCACUUCGAAAGCAUGUACUUAAUGCACUACAUGCAGCCCACCAAGGUGUCAGUGCUAUGCGUGCACGUGCCAUAGACUCAGUGUAUUGGCCUGACAUCACAGUUGACAUUGCAAGAGUAAGGGACCAAUGUUCAUAUUGCCACCAGAUGGCUAAGUCCAACCCGAUGCAGCCCCAAUCAGACAUAACACCACCAGAUUACCCAUUUCAGAUGAUCUGCAGUGACUACUUCACUUACAAUGGCAAGGACUAUGUGGUGAUCGUGGAUAGAUAUUCCAACUGGCCUAUAGUGCACAGAUCAGAUUCCGGAGCAGAUGGUCUUGUCAAACGACUGCGAGAGACUUUUGUGACAUUUGGCAUUCCUGAGGAGUUGACAUCAGAUGGGGGCCCGCAGUUUACAGCAGGGAAAAUACAGGAAUUCCCCAAAGUCUGGGGUGUUCGGCAUAGGAUUUUAUCGGUCACAAAUUCACAUGCUAAUUGCAGGGCUGAGAUGGCAUUGAAGACUGUAAGGGCCCUACUGAUGUACAGAAAUUCCAUUGACCCGGAGACAAAGGCAUCACCAGCGUUAGUUUUGUUUGGUCGACCCAUCCGUGAUGCCAUCCCAAUACCGAUGGGUAGAUACUCACCUCAUGAAACAUGGACAGAGCUGAUGUCCCAUCGUGAGAAAGCACUCGCCAGACGUCAUGCCAGGGAACAUGAACGGUGGAAUGAACACACUCACCGGUUACCACCACUUCAGGUUGGAGAUCACGUCUACAUACAAAAUCUGGUUGGAAACUAUCCUCGGAGAUGGAAACGUACAGGGAUUGUUGUGGAAGUGCGUCAGUUUCACCAGUAUGUCAUCCGUGUGGAUGGCACUGGCAGAGUGACUCUCCGAAAUCGCCAGCACCUUCGUAAGUUCUCUCUCUUUCAUGGCACUACCUCUUGGACUGCAGUAUCACCGCCUACGUCAGAUGAACGGCCGCCUCCGGAAGCGUUUUCCGGCGACAAAGUCUCUGCUCCAGCCAUAGUGCCACAGCUGGACCAACCUACAAUACCGUUGUCACCACAGGCCCUACAGGCUCCACUUCCCUCGCCAUCACCACAUGUGUGA
This is a messenger RNA of Mizuhopecten yessoensis (Yesso scallop), 1350 nucleotides long. RefSeq lists its product as uncharacterized. The record is from RefSeq and is a predicted model, not a curated record. The transcript has a single exon. The coding region runs from base 1 to 1350 and encodes 449 amino acids. Gene Ontology annotation, biological process: DNA integration. NCBI's taxonomy places the organism in Eukaryota, Metazoa, Mollusca, Bivalvia, Pectinida, Pectinidae. Gene Ontology annotation, molecular function: nucleic acid binding.